Molecule: messenger RNA, 3530 nt
Organism: Gadus chalcogrammus (walleye pollock)
Lineage: Eukaryota; Metazoa; Chordata; Actinopteri; Gadiformes; Gadidae
Product: regulator of G-protein signaling 12-like
Exons: 7
Coding region: 363-3530 (1055 amino acids)
Molecular function (GO): GTPase activator activity; protein binding
Source: RefSeq, a predicted model, not a curated record
UGGUGCGGGCUUUUCUUUUGUUUACCCGCCGCUCCUGAGCACACCUCGCCGACCCUCGCGACCGGACUAUGGAGACUGUCUGCGCAUCCUUUUCGGACACGGACAGGUGUCCGGGCUCAUAAGAUGUCAGGGAUUCGCACGGUGAUGAUGGAAGCUCUGGCAGAACCUCCUCAGAACUGAUGCCAUGGCUGCACUCAGGUGUGACAUUCAGAUCCACCGCUCCAAGUUUCCAACGCGCGUCUCACGACAGAACACGAUGACCGCCGCGGCCUCGCCGGCGCGCUCUGCACGCGCUGUGUGAACAUCAACACCGCCCGCUCUCUGGAACUCACGACAACGACGGCGGACUUCUUCGAGAAACUAUGUUCUGGCAAACGGAGACCUUAUCCAAACGGCGUGCGGCCGGUGGGAGUGGCCUCAGCCUCUCCCAGCCCCUGGGCCCGGGCCCCGCCCCCCUUCCGGCGGGGGGGCGGGUCCGGGCGGUGGAGGUGGCCCGCGGCAGGGCGGGGUACGGGUUCACCCUGUCGGGCCAGGGCCCCUGCCUGCUCAGCUGCAUCCUGAAGGGCAGCCCGGCCGAGUACGUGGGCCUGCGGUCGGGCGACCACAUCCUGGACGUCAACGACAUCAACGUGUCCAAGGCGUCGCACGAGGACGUGGUGAAGCUGAUUGGCCGAUGCACCGGCGUCCUGAGGCUGGUGAUCGCGGAGGGCGAGCGCCACAGGCGGCACCACCACCACCACCACCAGCGCGCCGCCGCUAACCGCACCCCACAGCCGCCCGCCGCGUACCUGGACUCGGGUUCGAGCGACGACGAGUACGACCGUCACCCCGGGGGCGGAGCUAAUAACAAUGGGAAGCCGGGGCAGGGGCCCCACGGCGGCGGCGGCGGCGGCUGGUACAAGCCCAAGAUGGACCCCAAGCAGCUGGGCAUCAACCGGGCGGAGCGGGUGGUGGCGGAGCUGCAGUCCGGGGGCAUCUUCAACAUGAUCUUCGAGAACUCCAGCCACUCGUCCAGCAGCUCGGACAAGGAGCGCGCGGCCGUGACCUCGCCGCCGGCCGCCGCCGCCGCCGCCGCCGCCGCGUCCAAGCCCCGCCGGCCCUCGGAGCCCGAGUACCCGUCGUACCGGAAGACCUCCCGUUCCCGUAGCAACCCCAACCUGCUGUCGGAGGAGGAGAUGGUGAGGUUCCUGAACGAGGACUCGGUGUUCCUGGACCCGGACUUCCACCACCUCAGCCUCCAGGACCGCGAGCAGCGCGACGUGGAGGUGGAGGAGGAGGAGGAGGAGGAGGAGAGGGGGGCCGACCUGGGGCUGGAGGCCGGCGAGGACAUCCUCAACGUGGGCAUGAUGGUGGGCUACCUGGGCUCCAUCGAGCUGGCCUCCACCGGGGCCAGCCUGGAGAGUGACAGCAUCCAGGCCAUCCGGGGCAGCAUGAGGCGUCUGCGGGCCGAGCAGAAGAUCCACUCGCUGGUCCUGAUGAAGGUGAUGCACGACAGCGUGCGCCUGUGCAACGACCGGGGCCAGGUGCUCGCCACCUACCCCGCCGAGAAGCUGGCGUUCAGCGCCUGCUGUCCCGACGACCGCCGCUUCUUCGGGCUGGUCACCAUGCAGGCCACCGACGACGAGGGGGACCCCCGCUACGGCCACCAGGACGACGGGGGGCUGCGGACCUCCUGCCACGUGUUCAUCGUGGACCCCGACCUCUGCCACCACCAGGCCCACUCGGGGGUGGCCCGGAGGUUCGGCUUCGACUGCACCCCCGACCCGGACACGGGGGGCUGCCUGGAGUUCCCGCCCACCUCCCAGCCCCUGCUGCAGUUCGUGUCGGUGCUGUACCGGGACAUGGGCGAGAGCAUCGAGGGGGUGCGGGCGCGGGCCUUCCACGACCCCGACCACGACGCGCAGCAGAACCACAGCACCAGCAGCAACAGCGACAGCGGCAUCGGCAACUUCCUGGCCGAGGAGAAGAGCAACCGGGUGCUGCUGGUGGACCUGGGGGGCCCCGCCAGCCACCACUGGGACAGCCCGCCGCCGCCGCCGCCGCCCCCCCACCAGGCCGCCUGGAGCUCCGGCCAGGCCCACCCCCUACCCCCGCCCCCACCUCCGCCGCCGCCCCCGCCCGCCCUGAGGAACGGACACUACCGCCACCACGAGCCGCAGCACCUGGCCGACCUCCACCACCCUCUCCCCCGCGCGGUGCCACCCCCACACCACUAUCCCACAGCCAAGAGGGGCGGGGACAAGAGAGGGGGCGGGGCCGGGGGCGGGGCCGGGGGAGGGCUGGAGCAGCAGCAGCAGCGCUGGCUGCCAGUUCACGUGCUGCGGGACUGGAGGCAGCAGCACCUGCAGGCGGGCGCCGGCAGCGAUCAGGAGUCCUACGCCGAGUCCACGGACGGCUGGUCCUCGGCCAACUGCAGCACGCUGCCCCCCCCCAUGAGCAAGAUCCCCGCCGACCGCUACCGGGCCCCGCUGGCCCCCGGGGACCACCUGCCGCCCCCGCCGCCGCCGCCGCCGCUGACCCCCGCUGCCGGGAGCCAGCGGACCCCCCCCCAGGCCCCCAGCGCCCGGGCUGCCGCGCACAAGGAUGAGUGGGCCAGGAGGCUGUUUGGGGCCGGGGAGAGGGACCGGGAGAGAGACAAGGGGAGAGACAGGGAGAGGGAGAGGGAGAGGGACCGGCCCGGGGGAGGCAGGGAGAGGAAACGCGGGAGCGCCAAGACAGAGGAGAAAAAGGCGGGCCGGUUCCGGGGGCUGACCCGGGGGUUCCCCCCCCUCCCCCAGCGCUCUGGCGCCCGCCGCUCCUUCGGCCGCUCCAAGAGGCUCAGCCUGGCGCGCUCCCUGGACGACCUGGAGGACGCGCUGUCCGACCUGACUCUGGUGGGGGAGGGCGACAUCAACAGCCCCCACCUCUCCUACGUCACCCCCUCGGCGCUGCUGCCCAAACCCCGGCCCCGCCUCCCGUCGUCACGGCAACAAGAAGCUCCGCCCCUCGCGCCCCCACCUCCUCCACCCCACGACGGCGGCCCCCCCUCAGCAGGUAAGGACAGAGGAGGCAGGAGGCGAGGGAAGGAGAGAGGAGGGAGCUUCAGACUGCCAGGCAGGAGAGCCCCCUUCUCAAACCCAAAGCCCCUGCCUCCCCCUCCUCCCCCUCCUCCCCCCCGCCUCCCUCUCCGCUCCCGCCGCAAGUCCAAGUCCCCCGCGUCCCGCCCCCCCCACCACCCCCCCACCAAGGCCCCCCUGGACCUGGACAACAUCUGCGUUGGUCGGGGUGAGGCCGGGGACCCCCGCAGGGGCCGGCGGGGGUCCCGGGACACGCGGCUUGCCCCGGCCGCCGCCGCCACCGCCACGCUGGAGCAGAAGUGGGGGGGCGUGGCCUCGGAGCUGCGUUGCCGUGGCGGCCGGAUGCGGUCGGCGGUGUACCAGACGUCGGACCUGCCCUCCAUGGUGGCGGUGAAGGUGGGGGCCGACGACCCCCCCGAGGCGCGCCGCAACGGACACCUGGACCGCAGCAACUUCAAGGCCACCUUCGUCUGA